Thamnophis elegans (Western terrestrial garter snake) is the source of this 2190-nucleotide messenger RNA. RefSeq names its product pleckstrin homology and FYVE domain containing 1 (gene PLEKHF1). The record is from RefSeq and is a predicted model, not a curated record. Gene Ontology annotation, molecular function: metal ion binding; phosphatidylinositol binding. The transcript has 3 exons. The coding region runs from base 773 to 1582 and encodes 269 amino acids. NCBI's taxonomy places the organism in Eukaryota, Metazoa, Chordata, Lepidosauria, Squamata, Natricidae.
AAGGGGAGGGCGUGGAAUGUUGGAGAGUUCGUGCGUUCCAAAGAUACUUUUUCCCCCGUGUAACUUUUUAGCCCUCGCCGCAGAGAUCGCGAAUCCGGAAGGAAAAGAAAGAAAGAAAAGGGAGGAAAAAUAAAAGCAGGCAUUUAUUUGAUCGUGCGUCUCUAUUGGGAUCUACUCUGAAGUAAGCGCCGCACAGGAUCUGGUUUCCAGCCGGAUCCAUUAAAUCUCUUAGGGGAGAUCCUAAAUUGCGAGGGGGAACUUCGAGUCUCGGGGUUACAACGACCCGCCUAACUCUUUCAGCGGUUCCAGCAGAUCGGAGAGAGAAGAUCUUUGAACUGGCCCCUUGGGAUCGCAGGGAUCGAGAGAGAGCGGCCUCGGCCGCCUCGGUUUGGAGCGGAGCCAAGGAAGUCACAAGAAGGCUAAAGCGAUCACAAUAAGCGUCCUUGAAUUUUGCCCAAGUGAUCCGUAUGAUGAAAGACGCCAAUUCUGCAGCCUCUGGGAAGGAAGCCCAGCUGAAACGGGAAGCCUAAUUUCUAAGAAGGAACAUGCAGGACUCUGCUGUGAAAGAGCCUCUUUUAGCCCUUCAAGAUCUCUGCCGCUUUUCAAGCCAAAGAACUGGCGCUCUCUUGUUUUAAAGAUAAACUUUCCAGAAAUUUAAACAAAGUCUUUAAAGCACUGUUUGGGGAGGAGAAUAAUUGCCUGCCUAUAAUUGAAGAACUGGAACGUUUUAAGUCAGUUCCUGCAAAUGAUUUCCAGAAGGUGACUUCUCAACAUGGUAGACUACCUGGCUAAUACGGAGAUCAACAGUCAACGGAUUGCCGCAGUGGAAAACUGCUUUGGGACCUCCGGCCAGCCCUUAGCCGUGCCAGAAAGGGUCCUUUUGGGCGAAGGGAUUUUGACGAAAGAAUGCCGUAAGAAAGCCAAGCCCCGAAUUUUCUUCCUUUUCAACGACAUCCUGGUGUACGGCAGCAUUGUGAUCAACAAACGGAAGUACAGCUGCCAGCACAUCAUCCCGCUGGAUGAGAUCACUCUGGAGAUUCUGCCGGACACCUUGCAAAUGAAGAACAGAUGGAUGAUCAAGACCUCCAAGAAGUCCUUUGUGGUUUCGGCCGCCUCACUGACCGAGCGCAAAGAGUGGGUCAGUCACCUGGAAGAAUGCAUUCGGCACCUUUUGUCCAAAACGGGGCAGCAGCCCCCGACGGAAUACGCCGCCCCCUGGAUUCCAGAUAAGGCAACGGAUAUCUGCAUGCGUUGCACCCACACCAAGUUCUCGGCACUCAUCCGAAGGCACCACUGUCGAAAGUGUGGCUUCGUGGUAUGCAGCGACUGUUCGCGCCAGCGUUUCCUCAUGCCUCGGCUCUCCUCCAAACCGUUGAGGGUUUGCAAUCUUUGCUACAAGCAGCUGAUAGCCAAAAAGAAGGAAUCUGGAGAUGUGGCAAAACCAGUUCCUUCUCCACUGCCUGGCUAUGAGGUUUCUAGCGGGGAUGAAAGCGACAAAUCUGAUGAAGACAAACUGGAACAGUGGCCAGCCGAGACAGAAUUUUACACGUCGGAUAUGAGCUGGUCAUCUUUCCACAGUUGAUUGCUCCAUGGACAACUUCCUUUUAAAGGCUGUCGCACUUUUGAAAAUGACCAAGAAGACUGGGUCAUUCAUGGACUGGCGAGAGGGCUAAACUCAUGCUCCACUCCACCUAUUUUUUGUUUUAGGAAUAACGGAGAACUAUCCUCAAGCCAAUUUUGAUUGGGUCCUCUAAGAUUGAGUCAUUCCUCUUGAAGCUCCAAAUUGGAUUAAAAUGAUAUUGUGUAUUUUCGAAAAAUGUUGGUCCUCUGUAUUUAAUUUUGAAGAUAGUCAGCAUCUGUACUCAUCAAAUGUUGAGGUUUCCAUCCUGGGGAACUCAACAGAACUGUUAUGUAAAAAUAUUCCCAAGUUGUGUCUCUUGAAGAAAUUGUUUUUUUUUUUUAAUAUGUAAAAAAACCAGAACAUGAAUUCUGGCAAUCCAGAAAUCAAAAUAAUUUCCAGAAGAUCACUUAGCCUUGAAAAUUGAGGGUACUUUGUGGGAAGCACUAAAUAUUGAAGUUAUUUGAUGAAAUUUACAAUAGUAUUACAUUUCAGAAACUGAGCUGUUUAUUUAAUUUUUUUAAUCAACUUGAGAUCAAGAAGAAUUAAAAACUGACAUUGCUUUGACUGUU